Messenger RNA from Aethalodelphis obliquidens (Pacific white-sided dolphin), 5680 nucleotides. RefSeq names its product SLX4 interacting protein (gene SLX4IP). Lineage: Eukaryota; Metazoa; Chordata; Mammalia; Artiodactyla; Delphinidae. The record is from RefSeq and is a predicted model, not a curated record.
AAUCCUGGUUGUGGCUUCAAAUCCAUAGUGAAGCAGCUCAGGUCAUCUUGUGUUUGGGCGGUGGCAGAGUUCCUCUACGCGCCGGGAGCCCCGGGAAGCGGGAAGUAAGCAGGAAACGCGAAUUCCCAACCUUCUAAAGGUUGGCUUGAGAGCCUGCCGCACAGCCAGGUACUACUUCACCAGUUACUCUGGACAGUAACAAAACAAAUAAAAGCCCGAACCCAAACCCUCUCACCAUCAUAGGUCUGUAAUUACUCUGGAAUCAGUAAGCCAUGGUGUCAAAGAAAUUUGCUGUUAAGUGUGGGAAUUUUGCUGUCCUGGUGGAUCUUCAUAUAUCUCCGCGAGGUUCAAACAAAGAUACCAGCUGGUUUUCUGAACAGAAGAAAGAGGAAGUCUGUUUACUGUUAAAAGAAACCAUUGAUUCAAGAGUGAAGGAAUACUUAGGAGUUCGUAAACAGCACAGGCCGUCAAAUACAGAAUUCACAAGAUCCAAUCCCUUGUCCUUAAAAGGUUAUGGCUUUCAAAUCACAGCCUAUUUCCUCAAGAGAGGGAUACGUCUCCGCUGCCUCGGGGGCUCACAGAAUGCAGAACUCCGGGUAUUUCCCGACAGAUUUGUGGUCUGCGUAAGUCAGCUUGCAUUCAGUCACGAUCUUUUGGCAAGUCAGAGUGAAGAGUUGCCGGGAAGAGCUCUCCAAGGAGCGUCGGAGGAUCGUGCUGCAUGCAUGGAGAGGCCGCUUCUUCCUGGCACAGAGCUCAGGAGAAACGCUCUGCAAGACCUUGUGAACAGAACUGAAACAAAAAGGAGCAUCGUGAGCAAAUCACGGAGCAGCAGGAACAGUGUGGGAACAUCCAGUGACUCAGUGAUUGCGGAGGUAGCACGGAAGAGGGGGGACAGCCAGGCCCCAUCCGGUCCCCCGUCCAAGGGACAGGCGAAGGCUUACAUAAAGGCAGCUGAGAGCCACCGGGGGCUUCCUGUUCCAAAGCUGGAGAAAGUUCAUCAGCCCCCGCCAGAAGGCACCAGCAGCCAGCAGAAACCUCAUCCUGGGACGCGGUUAGAGACGGGGCUUCUUCGCGGGAGCCCUGUCUGUAGCUGUGAGUCAGCAUUCCCGGGUCCAAAACAAAGUCCACGAGGGGCCAGAGCACAACAGAAACGCAGGAACCGCGGCUCUGUAGAAGACGCCGACCACCGCAAGAGAGCUUCUCUUGGAAGUGAUCGAUUAGUCCCAAGGGAAAUAAUAGUGGAAAAAAGCAAAGCUGUCAAGGUUUUGCCAACUUCAGAGCUGUCAGAUCCGGGGUUACUUUUGAAACGAGAUUUGGCAGAAACUGCGUCUAAUGAAGAGUUGCAUGCUUUGGAAAAUCUCUCCUCCAGACAUCUUACGAAAAAUAAGCCAGGGCAGGCACGGCAAACUGGCUCAGCCACAAACACUGAAAGAUUAGCUACGACUCAGGGCAGCCCAAGCAAGAAAAGAAAGAAGUACGAAAGAGGCCACUAACUUACGGAAGAAGAUUGCAAACUCGUAGUUGAGGAUGUAGUGGCCAAGCCUGUGACAAACGAGCAGUGUGUCUCGAUGCCGUGAUUUUAAAGGAAUUCAAAUGAUUGUUUCAAAUACAAAAUACAUACCUGCGUUGGGGUCAGCUUUCAAAGCAGCGGCCUCCAGGAGCCUACGUGCUUGUUCUGACAGCAUUGCUACUUUCUCAUUCACACUUUAUAACUGUCUUCAGAAAUUUACUUUAACGAUAAAUAGCCACUCGCUUUGUUGGCAGUGACAGUGUCCAUGAAGGAACCGCAUGAAGAAAACAAUCUUGUGCUUCCUUGUCACAUCCAUGUACAGACCACACGAUGGGCCACAAUGCUGCUGGUCAGUUCUCCUGCCCUUCAGCCUGAGGAGGGCAGCCAGCACUGGAGGAACAGGCUAGCAGUUCACACUGUCUGCCUGUGGCACCAGCACCAUGAUCUGAAUCUGUGGAAGAAAUGCAGAGCCUGGGUCCCACCCAGACCUACAGAAUGAGAAACUCUGGGGGAUUCUGAAACCUGCCCAGGUUCGAGAACCACCGGGCUAAUUGGAGACUCCCUAGUGUUGAUUCCCUCCAGCCUGGCAAUUGUGGCCUCCAGCGCAUCGGCAGGGGCCCACGUGUGGACAGGCACCCGUCAUGCCCCCUCCAACCUGUAAAGCACCUGGGUUCAGUGUAUGAGUCACUUUGUUCCCAGGUUCUUAAGCAGGGCGGCCACAGAGCCCAGGGAGCUGUGACUUUAUCCUAAGAGUUGCAGGACAUUUACAUAUAAUUCAGCCCAACAUUAGGGGAAGAUGUGGGAGAAGCUUGUUCUUGCUUGUAGCUCAGGCAUGUCCCUGCCCUUGCCGCCACCUCUAAGAUUCUGGUUUAAGUUCAGGACGGACAAGAACCCAAGUGGAACUCAGUGGCCAGAGUUUGCGGUUUUCCACUUGGAAGGCUUCACAGGCAGUUUAAAUUUCAAACCAGGAGCCUUCCAUCUGCAGUAUCACCCACUGUUGUCUCCAGUGGGCUUGCUGAAAUGUCACAUAGUGAAUCAUAGCAAUGACUUAUUUUGGAUGGACACCUACAGUAGAUUUUCUUAACCCAGUUUCAUUCUAAAAUAAGGAAGAAACCAUAUGCAGAGGCCACCCAUCAAAUGCAUCUUUUUUCCUGCUCAACAUUGGGUGGUCCUUUGAAGUAGUACCUCCCUAGUAACAAGGAAAAUCAAGUAUAUUCCCCAAAGUGUAGGAGUUAGCAAAAAAUAACCCAGAAAAAGCCCAACAAUAUAAAAGAAUAUGGAAGUAGACACAGUGUAAGUUCAUGCUUAAGAUUAAUUAGUGGUUUCUCCCAGCUCAUUGUGUCCUUCCCCACUCUCCUUUCCCCUCUUAGAUUGCAGGGCAAGGCUCAUUAAGAGGCAACCAUAUUUCAUGGCAUCAUUUUGUGUCAUGAAGCUAAGUCUUGCUUGCCAUACCUGGCUGUGGAUACAAGUGCUAGCCCUUUGAUGUUGCAGACUCUUCUGGUAGCCUGUUCCCUUCCUAUGGUCCCAGCCUCACCACCCCCACCAGGAACAUGGCCCCGCCCACUGAUACCCCUUCCUCUUCCCACUUAGCUUUUUUCCUGCCCCAGGUGAUUCCAGUCAUAGGAUUCUAUAGGAAAGGGAGCCCAACAGAAUACCAACCACAGUGGAGCAGAUUCUGCUCCUCCAGUAGGGGCAGACUACACAGGGUGGAAACCUCCUGAGAAGGUGGUAGAACAUGGCCCAUCCUGGGCCCCUCUCUCAGAGCGAUGCGUAUUCUCGGUGUGCUCUUCACUAAAGACAGGACCACAGUGUGUCACUGAAUCUUCUUAAACAAUUAUUGGAACAGUUUAAGCAGAGAGGGCACAAAUAAUAACCCAGGGAAUAGGCCAAGAAACAAUGAGCUCCCUGGAAGAGUCUGGAAUUAAAAAGAGCCAUUCCAAUAGCUGCUGCCUACCCCAGAACUAGGAGAUAUUUGAACUGGAGGCACCAGAGAAAGUUUUUAUCGAGUUUUUAUUUCAUUAGUUAACCUAGGCCUGGUGGUUAAAGCCAAUACUUACACGCUUAGUGAUCGUCCUUCAAGAAAAGACUUGUUUUAGAGUUUGGUAUAUUUGUGGAAAUAACAAUGACUGUGAUCUAGAGGGAAAAUAGCACCCUUGGCUGUAGAUAGAUAGGGUCUUUCUCGCAGCCAUCAUGUACGUGGGAUUUUUAUCAGGAUUAACAGAGGGAACAGCUCUCUGCUUCCGCAAUAAGGCAUGUGUUUGAGGAAUUUUACCUUUAAGCAUUUUCCUUCCACAUGUCUGAAACACCCCUGGAUCUCUUGGUACUUGAGUGGUUCUUUGAUUCUUUGGAUAUUUGGAAGUACGGAGUGGAAAAUGGGCUGCCAGGGUUUUUUUGUUGCUUACUAGGUGGGAAAUGAAGAGUUGGUUCUCUACUGCCAGAAGUGGGUGUGUUUUGAUAUUCUUAAUAAUCUUAAUAAUUUCCAGCAUCUGAAAAUCUGAGACCCUGUCAGUAUUCUUAGUUAAAAAGAAUAAGUUCUUCAACCACUUACUUCAUAAAGCAAAUUAAAUGUAUAGUCAAGUUCCCGUAAGUCUAAUGCUUGGAAUCCAAGUCUGAUGCUAUGGGUCCAAUUUGAUUAAUGUUAUAACUUUGAACUCCCUAACUUUCUCGAUGUCAUGGCUUCUACGUCACCUCCAAGUGCUUUCAAAUGACUUUUUAAUAGAUUGGUGGUGGGGUUUUUUUUUUUGUUUUUUUUUUUUAAUGUUCGCAAAUGUCUGAGAACAGUCAGAGUGACUUUUCUUACACAUUUUUCUUUUCUUUGCCUCUGGAGGUUAACUGUCAUCCAGAUAUGCAUGUAAAUUGCUAAAUGCAAAGGAGCAAACGUUUGGGGAGAGAGGAGUAAAUGCUGCAGCUUUUGUGCUCACUUAUUUUAAAUGAAAAAAAAUAGGAAAAAUGUAUUUCAUUUUAUAAAAAGGAAGAGUCACGAACACUCUCUGUAUUUUGAUUUUUGGAGACUAUAGCUUCUUUCUGAAUGAGUAUCUCAGGGUAUAUCUUGGGGACAACAGUGGGAUCACAGUUAAUUUGUUUGCUCUCAGUGUCAUGUUUGGACUUUAGCAUGAAUUGUUGUGCCUAUCAGUGGCUUUUGAUUUCAGAAAGAGCUCAGAGAGAGCAGAGCACGUAAGGGAAGGAAACCUCUGUACCCAAGAGAGUGGCCUGGGAUCACAGUGUCGCCGUUCCCAGUUUCCUUGAAUUCCUUCUUGGCAGGACCCACUGUAAUAUCUCCACGGAAUUCUGGUGAGUGGCCUUCCUUUGGCUUUCCUAAGAGCCAGAACCUCUCUUUUCAGUGUACUGUGCUAUGGCUUGAGUAUGGAAAUCCUUUUAAUUUCUUCUUUUAUGAGGAAAUUUCCAUGCUUGGUUUGUCAAGACAAGAGAGUUCAAACUUUGUUAUUGAAACACAAAUGAAUUGAAACGCGUUGCAACAAGUAAGAAAUCAAAGUUAAGCUGAUUUCUGUUAAACAGUUUAAAGUCUUCCUUGGUACAAAAUAAAUUAGGCAUUGUAAAAUGAAGUUAAUUCAGAAAAUCACUCAGGGCAGAAGUCUAACCAUGUAUAUCAUUGGUGUUACAAUUUAUGAUGUAAUUAAAUUCUCAGAAAUCUGCAGAACUCCCUCUAAUUUGGUUUCUGUGUUUACUCAACAAGACAAGGAACAAAUACAUGUCAACAUGUAGCUUAACAGAGGAAACUUGAGUGGAUGAAAUUAUUGCCUUUAAUUGUCGAGAACUGCUCAGCACCGGGGUUGGAUUUAAUCACAUAAGUUGUAUUAUGCAGCAUGAUAUUAUCUGAUGAUUGCUGUUACAGUUACUUAUCAAAAAUCUUGUUAAUUAAACAAAAAUCAGUGAAACCAUACAUUUGGUCCCCAAGCACCUGACCAGGCAACUAAAGGUAUGGAUUUGACAGAUCCCCAGAAGAAACUUUCUUCAGUCAAGGUAGAAAGCCAAACACUGCAGGCAUCACCAGGAGAGCUCCCUUCUCCCGUUAGCCUUAUCCUCUCAUUUGUUUUGUUUAAACUGCUAAAAUAGUUCAAAUAGUUGUGCACGCCUAGGGGAUGAAACUAGUAUGUAGUGUAAAUGAGCCUGUUUUAUGAAUAAAAAGUAAAAUUGUUUUAAAAAAGUAAA